AUGUGUACUUGUGAUUUGACUAUAAUCUAUCUAUCUAUCUAUCUAUCUAUCUAUCUCAGUUCUACCAUUAUCUAUCUAUCUAUCUAUCUCAGUUCUACCAUUAUCUAUCUAUCUAUCUAUCUAUCUAUCUAUCUAUCUAUCUAUCUAUCUAUCUCAGUUCUACCAUUAUCUAUCUAUCUAUCUAUCUAUCUAUCUAUCUAUCUAUAUAUUUGGAAAGAAAUCUUAUGCAAAAUGCCUGCUUCACAAUUCAAGUCUGUUUCCAAGUGGCGGGAGAAAAAGUAUGAACAGAUGAUUCUCGAAAUAAAGCUUCAAGAAGAGAAACAGAAAAAAGAGCAACAAAAUUUGCAUUUGGCAUUGGAGAAGAAGAAACAAGAAAGAGAUAUUAAUAAACAAAAGAUUAGAGAUUACCGGAACAGAAAAAUCACACAACAACAAGAAGAAUCAGAAAAGUGGCUGAAGCGCCUUGAAGAACUGCAUGAAGAACUUGCUGAACAAGCCAAGCAUGAUUGGAAGCGUAUCAAGUAUCGGCAAGAGCAACUCCAGAAGAAAGUUGAAAUGCAAGAAAAGCUAAUGUUAGAAAAGACAGAAGAAGAAGCAGAAAAAGAGAAAAGACUGGAGGCUUUAAGAGAGCAGGUGCGUGUCAUUGCUGAUUGGAAUCCUGCACGAGUUCACUAUGGCACUGAGGUAAGUUUUCAAUUCAUUCUGAUUUGA
Molecule: messenger RNA, 711 nt
Organism: Acanthosepion pharaonis
Lineage: Eukaryota; Metazoa; Mollusca; Cephalopoda; Sepiida; Sepiidae
Source: the annotation of a GenBank genome assembly